This is a messenger RNA of Mytilinidion resinicola, 432 nucleotides long. RefSeq lists its product as uncharacterized. The coding region runs from base 1 to 432 and encodes 143 amino acids. The transcript is spliced from 2 exons. NCBI's taxonomy places the organism in Eukaryota, Fungi, Ascomycota, Dothideomycetes, Mytilinidiales, Mytilinidiaceae. The record is from RefSeq and is a predicted model, not a curated record.
AUGUACUUGUCAGGCUUUCCUGGCCCUCCUCUACUUCUGUGUGCCUAUAAUCGCUCGUCGAUAUUAUAUGAGAAUUCGCUUGAUGUUCACACACGGUCGCUUGCCUGCCCACAUCUUGUGUCGUUCUUCUAUCCAGUCCCUAUAUUCGAGCAGGAUAUACCGUACUGUCUGCGGUCCGCGCCCGCAUUGGCAUUGCUCGGUAUCGGCCUUGUUGAUGGUGUGGAGGUAUGCGCGGAGGGCGAUCUUGCCGGUGCGCAUUUGUGUGAUUACGGAGCUGAUCGCUCUGUGUUUUCCGGUAUGGAUCUUAAGGGUUGCUCUUCCCGGUUGUACCCCCAGUCUAAAGAGAUCUCUCCCGUGCUUGGCCUUCGCCCAGGAUUGUGCCUAUUCGACUUCCAUUAUCCUGCGGAUGGCCGUUUUGGUGGUUGCCAUUAG